AUGAUCGACCUCGUCGGUGGGCCAUUCGCCGUUAUCGAAAGUGACCCAGGUAAUGUCAUCCAAUCUCUCGAAAUACAACUCAAUAACGAAAUACCAGGCGUAUUCACAUCCCUCACCCGACGUUUGGGCAUACGUGGUCUAGAGCUCAUCGAGCUCUACGACAUCGAACCAUGGGCAACAGACCACCUCUCCCCCCGAGGCCUCAUCUUCUGCUUCAUGUGGCGUAAAGACGCCCACCGUCCAACUGACUUUAACGAUCCCGCUGCAGACAGAGUCUGGUUCGCCAAUCAGCUGAGCGACGACGCGUGUGCAACUCAUGCUAUUCUGAACGUCGUUUUGAAUUGCCCCGGCGUGGAGUUGGGUGAGGAGUUGAGGAUGUUUAAGGAGGAGACGGAGAGGAUGUCGCCUGUUAUAAGAGGUUUGGCGAUAACAAACUCUCCAACCAUCCGACAAGCACACAACUCACUAGCACGGUCCGAAAAAGCCAAAGCCAAAGGAGACGAAGAAGAAGAAGAAGGAGCAGAAGAAACGUAUCACUUCAUAGGCUACGUCCCAGCAUUCGGUAAAGUCUGGGAACUCGACGGGUUAAAAUCCGGGCCAUUAGAAGUCGGGGACCCCACAUCCGAAUGGAUGUCAACAGUCCGCCCCGCCCUCCGGCUCAAAAUGUCCAAAUACGGCGCCUCACCCACCGACUCGGGGUCCAACAUCCGUUUUAGCCUCUUAGCGAUCGUGGAUGGGGGGUAUGAAGGUGCGAGUGAUGAGUUUGAGCUUGGGAAAAGGGAGAGGGUUGCGUUGGAACGGCGGUUGGAUGCGUGUCAAGAGGGGGAGGGGUGGAGGGGGAUGGUUUGUCUUUUCCUUCUUUCCUUUUUUUUGGAGGGGUGCUAA
This is a messenger RNA of Laccaria bicolor S238N-H82, 885 nucleotides long. RefSeq lists its product as uncharacterized. The transcript has 4 exons. Gene Ontology annotation, molecular function: cysteine-type deubiquitinase activity. The record is from RefSeq and is a predicted model, not a curated record. Lineage: Eukaryota; Fungi; Basidiomycota; Agaricomycetes; Agaricales; Hydnangiaceae. The coding region runs from base 1 to 885 and encodes 294 amino acids. Gene Ontology annotation, cellular component: cytoplasm. Gene Ontology annotation, biological process: ubiquitin-dependent protein catabolic process; protein deubiquitination.